This is a messenger RNA of Salpingoeca rosetta, 866 nucleotides long. Its product is annotated as ubiquitin protein ligase. The coding region runs from base 63 to 530 and encodes 155 amino acids. NCBI's taxonomy places the organism in Eukaryota, Choanoflagellata, Craspedida, Salpingoecidae. Gene Ontology annotation, molecular function: ubiquitin conjugating enzyme activity. The record is from RefSeq and is a predicted model, not a curated record. Gene Ontology annotation, cellular component: nucleus. The transcript has 2 exons. Gene Ontology annotation, biological process: protein polyubiquitination.
ACUGACUCCAAAACCAAAACAAAACCCCACACGCCAAACAACCAAACACACACACACGCGACAUGGUGGGUGCUCGCGUGAUUAAGGAGUUGCGGACACUGAGAAGGGACCCGGUGCCUCUGUGUUCCGUUGGCGCGCACGAGGACGGCGACUUGUCGCACUGGACAGCGCUCAUGCUGGGGCCGCCAGGAACUCCCUACGAAGGUGGAGUGUUCCAACUGGAUAUCAAGCUACCGGAGCAAUACCCGUUGAAGCCGCCAGCGGUACGGUUCAUCACAAAGAUCUACCACCCCAACAUCAACGCCGGCGGCGGCAUCUGCCUGGAUAUCCUCAAGUCCGAAUGGAGUCCUGCAUUGCAGGUGUCGCGCGUCAUCCUUUCCAUAUGCUCGCUCCUCUGCGAACCAAAUCCGGACGACCCGCUGGUUCCCGAGAUUGCCCGCGUGUACAUCAAGGACCGCGAAGCCUUCAACAAAACCGCGCGGGGGUGGACCUCCAUCCACGCCCUCUGCUCUCCAGACAAGUUUGAUUGAUUACCUCACCAUGCCGAGGCUGGGUGGGCGGAUUGCUAGGUGUGCGAUCAAUCUCGCCCGUGUUAGGGGUUCCUCGCAGCGGGAAGCGCGCGCGCGUGUAUGUGUGUGUGUGUGCGUGUGUGUGUGUGUGCGCGCGCGCGUGUGCCUUCCAUCUUUGCUUGUGCACGUUUCUCUUCAGCUGCCAAACGCACCCCUGCUCUUCCUUGGCGCUUCAUUCUGACUCCCAACGCUCGCGCUGUUCAGUGUUGGCUCCCUCUGACUUCCGUCGUCAUUGUGUUUCAUGUCAUGUGAAUACACAUGCAACCGUGACAAAAGCAUACACGAGCAAGAGCCAAC